Chiloscyllium plagiosum (whitespotted bambooshark) is the source of this 2584-nucleotide messenger RNA. The record is from RefSeq and is a predicted model, not a curated record. NCBI's taxonomy places the organism in Eukaryota, Metazoa, Chordata, Chondrichthyes, Orectolobiformes, Hemiscylliidae.
GUCUCUUCAGACAGGACUACAAAGUGGCAAAUUUAAAAUGUCAGCUUCAACUGAUAUAGGAGUGUUGAACUCCUACAACUACAGGACACGACGCGAAUAUUUAACAAAGCUGCGGGUUAACAAACGGGACCUUUCCAGGAGCCGCGACCAGUUUCCCUCCGGUACUCAUUCACCGCCGCAACCACCGGCUUGUAACGGUGCAGCCACGAUCGGCUUUCGGAGGGGAAACAUCAUCCGCCGGGAGCAGCGCGAGUGUUCGGCAGCUCGGGCGGGUCGCGGAGCGAUGCCGAGCGCCUGUCUGCCCUCCUGGGAGCUCAGUUUCUACCUCGCCAUCACAGUCGGAUUUCACUUUUACUCCUUCCAUGAAGUGUACCAACUCUCCAGAAAUUAUGAAGAAGAACUUGAUGCUGAAUUUGGAUUUGAAAAAGGAUUCUUUAUUUGGGGUUUUAAGAAGGACCCAACAGACUUUGAAUGGAGCUUUUGGACAGAGUGGACAAAGAACUUGCUGGUGUGGACUCUGCUUGGUCAUAUAAUUGUAUCACAAGUGACCAUAGCCUUUUUUCCAAAGUUUAGGAUGUGGUUGCUGAUGAUGUAUGGGAUGUUGGCCUGCUUCCUUACAAUGGGCUUCAAAGGCCUGCUAGUAAUAUUAUUGCAUGUGUUCAUCUCCUAUGUGGUGGCCCAGCUGCAAGUGCCUGUAUUAUCCUGGCUAUGUUCAAUAUUACUACUAUACAGCUUACAAAUGGACUCUCUUGGAAAAAUUGAGAAAAGCUGGUAUGAGACAGAGAAUGAAUACUUCCUGCUUUUAUUCUGCUUGGCUCUUUGCAAUCUGCGAUACACAAGUUUCAGUUUAGAGUACUGCUGGUACUAUGAUGGACCUCGAAGGCUUGGUGUAUCCUUCUGCUGGCUGUUGGCAUAUAUAUUCUAUUAUCCUAUAUUUCACAAUGGACCCAUCAUAUGCUACGAUGACUUCAUUAAUCAGAUGAGAAAACCAAAGGUGUCAGUUCCCAAAAAAGACCUUGCAUGUUUGUUGCUGAGUGGAGUGCGCAUUUUGUUCUGGUGGUGUCUGACAGAGUCCAUGCUUCAACUCAUGUAUAUUCAUGCAAUUCAGCAGCAAGAAACAAUAUUGGAAUCUGCCUCUUACUGGACUUUAGGUGGCCUUGGUUUUGCUCAUACUUUAUUUUUCUAUAUGAAAUAUCUGCUGUUUUAUGGCAUUCCAUCAAUUAUCAUGCAUUUGGAUGGAAUUGAACCACCAAGAUUGCCAAGGUGUACCAGUAGUUUGUACAGUUUUACAGGAACAUGGAGGGAGUUUGAUGUUGGAUUACACCGUUGGUUGGUAAGGUAUAUUUAUAUUCCUUUGGGAGGUUCACGGCAUGGCAUACUACGGAUCAUGUUCUCUUCUGCCGUGGCCUUUAGCUUUGUCUGCUACUGGCAUGGUGGCCAUAGCUUCAUGCUAAAUUGGGCAGCUUUGAAUUGGGCUGGAGUAAUGUUAGAAAGCAUACUGAAGAUGAUCUGUUCCAUUUCACCUGUUCAGGAGAUUAUUGAACAGUCCUUGUCAGUCAGAAUGCAGCGUCGGGCUCAUGCUGCUUUAGCGAGUGUUGCCACAACUCUGCUCAUUUUAUCCAACCUGGUGUUUCUCUGUGGGAAUCGAGUAGGAUACAUCUAUUGGAACAGAAUGAUUUUACAAGGAGACCUCAAGCUGCCUGCUUUCGCCGCCACCACAGAUGCCAAGAGACCUCCCUCACUGCUGCAUUGGGCUCAAUCAAAGCCCCGGUCCAAGCCCCCAGCCGCUGCCAUGCACCAGACCUCGAGCCGAUCAACAAGGUCAUGAUUCAGGUCCCCAGCCGUUGCCAUACUCCUGACUGCAACAAGGUGCAAUGCUGCUGACCACCAAAGUCCCUGCUCUGGGCCCUGAGCUGUUGCCACACUCCAGACCUGACAAAGCUGCGAUACCAUUGUCAAAGCUGCCUCCACAACUGAGCUCUCUCCAGAAGGUAAGUAAGUAGAAAAAAACAUUUAAGAAAAGAAGAAAAAAGGCAAAAAAAAAAGAGAAAAAGCAGUGUAUGGAGUGGAUGAACCUACUCCGCUACAACCAUCUCAAUAAAUCACUCCAAGCUUCUAAUGGAUCACUGCUCAUUGUUUCAUUGAGUUAGAACAUACAGCAGCCAUUAAAGGCCUCAGACUACUUCAUCUGUCUGAGUAUUUCCAAAAUAACUUUCUGCAGUAAGACCAACUUUGGUGAUGUAAUUUCUCCACCUCACUCAGAUAUAUCUUGCAGUUUCUUAAAUUGUUGCAGGUUCCUUCUCUUUGACCAGUAGACAAGCCUCCCUUCUGUUAAGCAACUAAAAGAGAUAAAAACCAUUUCCUUCCUUCAGACAGCAAGAGCUGCUGUUCUGUAUCUGCCAGUCUCUCGCUCUUUGUGUUCCUGUUUAAAAUCCUGGGACUGGAAGUCUGCAAUAUCAAGGACAUCUGCCUCUGUUACUGUUUCCAGAUAUUAAAUCACAACUGUGUCUUUCAGUAACGUAUAGCCUUGACCCAUAAUGGCCUCUAAGCCAUGCAGGUAGGUUAUUGUGCAGAACCUUGUAGC